Messenger RNA from Colletotrichum godetiae, 1505 nucleotides. RefSeq names its product saccharopine dehydrogenase. The record is from RefSeq and is a predicted model, not a curated record. Lineage: Eukaryota; Fungi; Ascomycota; Sordariomycetes; Glomerellales; Glomerellaceae. The transcript is spliced from 6 exons. Bases 97 to 1449 code for a protein of 450 amino acids. Gene Ontology annotation, molecular function: saccharopine dehydrogenase activity. Gene Ontology annotation, cellular component: cytoplasm.
UCUUUUCAUUAUGCUAACCGGAAAUCAUCAGAAGGAAAGAUAACCUGAUAUCUUACCUCUUUCGAACUUUUCCAGAUUAGCAACUCAUUUAUCGAAAUGCCUGACAAGAAGAUUCUCAUCCUUGGAAGCGGCCUGGUAGCCAAGCCAUGCGUCGAAUAUCUCCUGCGCAACGAGGGGAACCAGUUGACAAUCGCUAGCCUAACCCUCUCCACAGCCGAAGCGUUGGCUUCUGAUCACCCUCGAGCCAGCGCUAUUUCUUUGGACGUGACGUCUCCGGCACUAGAUAGCCAUGUGGCAUCUCAUGACUUAGUCAUUUCGCUUGUCCCUUUCGUCCAUCACCAGACCGUUGUGGAAGCUGGUAUACGGGGAAAGACUCAUGUCGUGACGACAAGCUACGUUUCUCCGGAGGUGAGAGAACUGGAGUCUGAAGCGAAGGCUGCCGGAAUCACGGUUCUGAAUGAAGUUGGCCUCGAUCCUGGCAUUGAUCAUCUCUACGCUAUUCGCCUCAUUAACGAAGUCCACAGCAAGGGGGGAAAGAUCAGAGAAUUCCAUUCUUACGCCGGCGGGCUUCCAGCUCCAGAGUGCUCCAACAACCCCCUGCGCUUCAAAUUCUCCUGGUCGCCCCGAGGCGCUCUCCUUGCGCAACUCAACCCGGCGUCUUACCUCCAAAAUGGACAAGUCAUUGAUGUUUCUCGCGAAGAUCUCAUGAAGCAGGCCAAGCCAUACCACGUGAUGAACGGGUAUUCUUUCCUCGCAUAUCCUAACCGGAACUCCGUACCCUUCCGGGAGUUUUACAAGAUUCCUGAAGCGGAGACGGUCGUGCGUGGGUCGCUGCGGUUUGAAGGCAACCCGGCUUUCGUAGCGGCUUUGACGCAGCUUGGUUUGUUAAACACGCAGCCACUGGAUUGGCUGGAGAGGAACAGCGGUGGGUUGAUGUUGCGGGGGGUUCUUGGACGGGCCGUUGGUGCUGCCGGGUCUGAUGAAGAGUCUCUGGUUACGCGAAUCGACGAGAUUUGCGACUUCUCAGACGUUGCCGAGAGGAAUAGAAUCAUCGACGGUUUACGAUGGAUCGGCCUUUUCUCCGACAAGCCGGCAACCCUCCGUGGCAAUCUCCUGGACACACUUUGUGCGCAGCUCGAAAGACUUCUUAGAUAUCAAGCAUGGGAGAGGGAUCUGGUAAUGCUCCAGCACAAAUUCAUUGUUGAGUGGAAAGAUGGAAGUCGAGAGACCAUCACAUCGACAUUGGAGCUUUUCGGGGAACCUGGUGGGUAUUCGGCCAUGUCUCGGACCGUGGGCAUGACCUGUGGUAUUGCCACCCAGCUAUUGCUUGACGGGGAGCCUGCUUUGAGUGUGCCGGGGGUGUUGGCACCCUACACUUUGGAAAUCUGUGAUCCCAUUCGCAAGAUUCUUGAGAAAGAAGGGAUUAGCAUGGUAGAAAAGACAUUUUGAUGAAGACUUGCAUAGACAGAACUUGGCAGCCGAUUCAAGUCCUGUCAGAUUGGUGU